UUUGUGUCGGAUGGAAUCUUCAAAGCCGAACUGAAUGAGUUUCUGACCCGAGAGUUGGCUGAGGAUGGAUACUCCGGCGUAGAGGUCCGUGUCACACCGACAAGAACAGAGAUCAUCAUCUUGGCUACCAGAACCCAGAAUGUCCUGGGAGAGAAGGGGCGCCGCAUUCGUGAACUUACUGCCGUGGUUCAGAAGCGUUUUGGUUUCCCCGAGGGCAGUGUUGAGCUGUACGCUGAGAAGGUCGCCACCCGUGGUCUGUGUGCCAUUGCUCAGGCAGAGUCACUGCGCUACAAGCUGCUUGGGGGUCUGGCUGUCCGUAGGGCUUGCUAUGGUGUGCUCCGUUUUAUCAUGGAGAGUGGAGCCAAGGGUUGCGAGGUGGUUGUCUCUGGUAAGCUGAGAGGUCAGAGAGCCAAGUCCAUGAAGUUUGUGGAUGGCCUGAUGAUCCACAGUGGAGACCCUGUUAACUACUAUGUUGACACAGCUGUCCGCCAUGUACUGCUGAGGCAGGGUGUGCUUGGAAUCAAGGUGAAAAUCAUGCUCCCCUGGGACCCCAGCGGUAAGAUCGGCCCCAAGAAGCCUCUUCCUGACCACGUCAGCAUUGUGGAGCCCAAGGAUGAGGUUCUCCCCACCACCCCAGUGUCUGAACAGAAGGGGGCUAAGCCCGAUGUCCCCGUUAUGCCACAGGGAACGCCAGUGCCGACUGCAUAAACUGGUUCAGGAGCCAUUGAUGAAAGAUCAAGACUUUUCUGUAUAAAAAAUAAAUAAAUGGGGGGUAAAAGAA
This is a messenger RNA of Misgurnus anguillicaudatus (oriental weatherfish), 781 nucleotides long. Lineage: Eukaryota; Metazoa; Chordata; Actinopteri; Cypriniformes; Cobitidae. The record is from RefSeq and is a predicted model, not a curated record.